Messenger RNA from Oreochromis niloticus (Nile tilapia), 1150 nucleotides. RefSeq lists its product as uncharacterized. The record is from RefSeq and is a predicted model, not a curated record. The transcript has 7 exons. NCBI's taxonomy places the organism in Eukaryota, Metazoa, Chordata, Actinopteri, Cichliformes, Cichlidae. The coding region runs from base 146 to 826 and encodes 226 amino acids.
UGAGGGCGACAUGAUGACAUGACACUUCCUGCCAGACACGCGAUAAAACAGACAGAGCAGAACAAGACUCGGUCAGAACCUGCAGGACCCCCCACAGGACCAGGAUUACCCCGAACCUCCAGGACCGCCCCGAGCGCUUGUUACGAUGUGGCUGCUUCUGAUGAUCGUCAGCCUGCUGGAUCAGAACCAGGCUGCGCCACUUCCAGGAGACCUCCACAGCCUUCAGCUCCUCCUGCAGAGCCAAGUGGACCAAACAGCACCUUCAGCCCCUCCUGACCCCGCUCAGAAGAUCACUUCCUCCUCCUCCUCCUCUUCUUCAUCAGUUUCCUCGGAGUCAAGCCAGAGUUCAGAGGGUCCGCAAAUGGUGCGAGAACGACAGAACCUGGAGAACACGGCUGUGGAGCAGGUGGACUCCUCUCAGGAGAGCGAGGAGCUCCUCCAGCCUCCCAGUGACACCAACAGCACCAGCACCAACCUGUGGAUCAAUGAGCUUGUUUUACUGGGAGAGAGAGCGGCUGAGCAAGAAGGCGACGGAGAGAGAGACACCAGAGACGGAGAGGACAGCGUGGAGAGCCAACACAGGCCUUUGCUGAUGACCUUCCACCACCUCCUGACACGACCUCGGCACAGAGAACCCGGUCUGAUCUCAGAAGUGGCCGCAGAGGGAGGCGUGUCUGAAGUUGGCGACGUGGGCGGUGCCAGAGAGGAAAACUCUGAGUUCCUGCGACUGUGGGAUGACAGCAUUGAGCGAGAGGCCGGGCUGACCUUUGACAUGCCUGACCAAGGCUUCCAUGGAGAUGAGGCGGGGCUUGAGCUGGGGCUGUAGAGGCCACGCCCCCAUUGUUAUGAUCACUUAUUAACCAGUGAAUGAUGCAAUUAUUAUUAACUACUGAAGCGUCACAGAACAUGUAGCUCCACAUGUUAAAUGUUUGUUUUAACUGUCCUGAUCAAUAAAGCUCUGAAGUUUUAAUGAGCACUGAGCAUGAAACCAGAUCAUCACACAGUGAAUUGACGCCGAGAUAUCAGCCUCUGUUUGGAUCCCAGCAGUUUAACCUGAAACAAUAAGCUGAGUUUGACUGUAAAUAAACAUGAUCCCAUGUUUUGUUUUUUCUGUUUGAGCCUGAACAUUUAUUAAACUAAACUUCACAUC